AUGUCUGAAAUCCAGGCCCGCAAGCGUAGGCGCAGCCUUCGAGAGGAUUCUGUAGAUGUCUCGAAGAUAAGGCAAAUAGUGGGCUUCGUCAACGCUCUACAGGAAGAGUACGCAGACAUCGAUGAAACCGAGGUCGACUUGGCGAAGAUGAUGGAACAUAUGGAAAAAAUGUAUAGCAUGAUGAAAAAAUUUAAAAAAAUUAAGGUUUCGUUCUCAAACGCCUCGGCGGGCGACCUCCAAAAUUUAGGGGUGAACGGCAAGGUUGAACGGUUUGCACAACGGCGAGCAAAGAAGUUUGAUGAGGAGCUCAAAGACCUUCGCUCUCGAGUGCAAGAAAUUUACUCGCACGUCAACAUGACGUACGAGGCUAGCGCUCGGAUGGUGCUUGACGCAAUUCUCCUUUCACUGGGGAAAAUCACCCAGAAGAACACUCCAAAUAAAGCUCUGGCCAUCAUCCCGGAAAUGAAACAACCCGAUGCAUUGUUCACGCAUCAAACCCAUCAGGUUAUAUUCGGUGGAAGUAUAGACUACGGCAUCAUUGAAUAUACGAAAGAUGCAAACAACGAUAAUUUUGAAUUUCUCAUUGGUGCCAGCGCGACUCCUGAGUCCAUUCUCCGCUUUGCAAGAGAACACUUCAUUCUCGUCGAAGCCAAGCGCGAGGUAGUUGUCAGGCUGGUGGAGUCCAUUCCAGAGGCUGUCACGCAAGCGAUGACAGUUUCAGCAAAUGCAAAGUCAGUAUCUGUAUUCUCAAAGUGUGCUCUGACUGAUGUCCGCUGGUCUGCACCAACAGUCUGGAUGCCGUCCGCUUUUGCCUCUCCAAUGGGACCCAAUUUCUCUUCUUGA
Laccaria bicolor S238N-H82 is the source of this 843-nucleotide messenger RNA. RefSeq lists its product as uncharacterized. The transcript is spliced from 5 exons. Bases 1 to 843 code for a protein of 280 amino acids. Lineage: Eukaryota; Fungi; Basidiomycota; Agaricomycetes; Agaricales; Hydnangiaceae. The record is from RefSeq and is a predicted model, not a curated record.